Molecule: messenger RNA, 918 nt
Organism: Bufo bufo (common toad)
Lineage: Eukaryota; Metazoa; Chordata; Amphibia; Anura; Bufonidae
Product: skin secretory protein xP2-like
Exons: 3
Coding region: 1-918 (305 amino acids)
Source: RefSeq, a predicted model, not a curated record
AUGGUUUGUUACAAUGUAUCAGAGCAGGAUGAGGGUCCAUCCCCUGCUGAGCGGGGUCAGGAUGAGGGACCAUCCCCUGCUGAGCGGGGUCAGGAUGAGGGACCAUCCCCUGCUGAGCGGGGUGAGGACGAGGGACCAUCCCCUGCUGAGCGGGGUCAGGAUGAGGGUCCAUCCCCUGCUGACCGGGGUCAGGAUGAGGGACCAUCCCCUGCUGACCGGGGUCAGGAUGAGGGACCAUCCCCUGCUGAGCGGGGUCAGGAUGAGGGUCCAUCCCCUGCUGAGCGGGGUCAGGAUGAGGGUCCAUCCCCUGCUGAGCGGGGUCAGGAUGAGGGUCCAUCCCCUGCUGAGCGGGGUCAGGAUGAGGGUCCAUCCCCUGCUGAGCGGGGUCAGGAUGAGGGUCCAUCCCCUGCUGAGCGGGGUCAGGAUGAGGGUCCAUCCCCUGCUGAGCGGGGUCAGGAUGAGGGUCCAUCCCCUGCUGAGCGGGGUCAGGAUGAGGGUCCAUCCCCUGCUGAGCGGGGUCAGGAUGAGGGACCAUCCCCUGCUGAGCGGGGUCAGGAUGAGGGUCCAUCCCCUGCUGAGCGGGGUCAGGAUGAGGGUCCAUCCCCUGCUGAGCGGGGUCAGGAUGAGGGUCCAUCCCCUGCUGAGCGGGGUCAGGAUGAGGGUCCAUCCUCUGCUGAGCGGGGUCAGGAUGAGGGACCAUCCCCUGCUGAGCGGGGUCAGGAUGAGGGACCAUCCCCUGCUGAGCGGGGUCAGGAUGAGGGACCAUCCCCUGCUGAGCGGGGUCAGGAUGAGGGACCAUCCCCUGCUGAGCGGGGUCAGGAUGAGGGACCAUCCCCUGCUGAGCGGGGUCAGGAUGAGGGACCAUCCCCUGCUGAGCGGGGUCAGGAUGAGGGACCAUCCCCUGCUGAGCGGGGAUGA